Molecule: messenger RNA, 2244 nt
Organism: Penicillium waksmanii
Lineage: Eukaryota; Fungi; Ascomycota; Eurotiomycetes; Eurotiales; Aspergillaceae
Gene: abp2
Product: putative ARS binding protein Abp2
Exons: 3
Coding region: 1-2244 (747 amino acids)
Molecular function (GO): DNA replication origin binding
Source: RefSeq, a predicted model, not a curated record
AUGAUGGACUCGACCGACCGAUCGGAUCAGACCGACCUCGGAGCGUCUCAGAUGGUAAUCCAGCAGUAUGCACGGUACCCAUCCACACUGGAAUCAACACUUCGCAGUGCCUCUUCACUUGGAAGCGCUCGCAGCCAGGCAGAGGCUAACAAAUCACCGUCGCUGCAUCGUAAAGAGACUCCCCGGAGCAUUCAAUCUUCUCCAAGGGGGGUUCCGCUCCGCCUAGCUCGUUCCGGGCCGUCUAUGUCUCCCCCGGUCUUCGAUGCCCUCCGUCAUCAGCAAUUGAAAGACACCGCUGACCAGGCGGAAUCUCGGGCUCUGCCUUCACGUGAGAUUACUGACGAAACGAUUGACGAUGCUUAUGUACUAUUUAUCCUAUAUUGCAAUCCGAGUGUUCCUUCUUCUGUUGAUACCUUGGAGCUUCGACGAACCUUUCGAUGCCCUCCACGCAGUGAUGGCAAAAGCUUCAGUGUUUUCACUCUCUUUGAGCUCAUUCGCAAAUUCGAUAAUAAAGAGCUCAAGACAUGGAUCCAAUUGGCAAUCGAACUGGGUGUGGAGCCACCCUCCAUGGAGAAGAAACAAAGCACGCAGAAGGUCCAGCAGUACGCAGUCCGAUUAAAGCGAUGGAUGCGUGCAAUGCAUGUUGAUGCCUUUUUCGAAUAUUGUCUAAGUCACCAACAUCAGUACUAUACUCAGCUACCUUCCUCGGGGCCAUACGUUGGCGAACCCCGCGAUGGCGUACCACUGGAAGAAGACCUUGCCCUCCGCGCACUCAUCCCUCAAUGGAAGCCUAAAAGGGGCAGGAAAAGAGCAGAGGACAGGGAGCUUGAAGAAGAAAAGACUAUUAAACGGCCCCAGUUAGAUACAUCGGUAGCAGGUCUACAACCUGGAGGCUUUCAGCAGCACUCUGUGACAUUUCCACAGAGCGCCAUACCAUUCAGUGCAUUUCCAAGUGAGGAUCCUUGGAUAACAGCCACCUCGGCAUACCCACAGCCUGGGCAAACAGAGCAGCCUGGACAAGACCUUCGCUGGAGGCUUCCGGAACGGGAAACGUCGCCUGUGGGAUACCCUCAAUCCGCCAUUAUUCCACGAGGAAACCAGCCAUCCGACUCGCUUGUGUCUGUUGAGCCUCGUUCUGCCAUCACACCAUCUACCAGCGAGAAAAGUCGCUCGCGACGCAGACAUGGGCCGGCAGUUUCCUCGGCUUGGACUAACAGCAACGGCUCAUCCAAUGGUAAAAGUCGAGGCAGGCCGCCUAGUAAACCAACAGCAUCUGGUUCAUUUUCCGCAUUUCAUGUCAACGCUGCACGAGACUCUUCGCACAUCUCAACAACCUCUCUCCGCCAAUCCUCUCCCCUUGUGAUUAAACAGAGCUCGUCACAGCCAAUGCCAGGCUCAAGCUUCGACCAAUCACCUACUCCAGCUAAUAAUGGAAGACCAAGCAAGCUUCAAUUGCAGGUUCCUCAGCAUUUUGGUGCCCCAGUACGCCUUGCAACACCGCCAACACUGUUGGUCAAUGGCGUGAACGGAGCAGUCGUACAUGCCAACGAAGUUCACACUUCCGAGUCGGCAGAGAAUGGAUCUAUGAAAAAACAAGAGGACGGCAGUUCUAAAAUAACCGUUGAUGGAAUUACCCAUGUCCUUACAGAUGACCUUAUGCGUGCUCGUCUCAGCGGACGAGCAGACCCCUUGAAGCCUGACGAAGCUCGCGAAUUGGCUUCAGCCAUAGUAGCCAAUGUUUCUUCUACCUACUCUCAGAUGUCAUUUGACUUUCCAACAUUACAUUUAGCAACUCAUCUGGGGGUGGCUCAUCAUUUUGGUUCUUCGGCCCCGCGACCAACUAUGAUGGCUUUGAAUAUCGACACAUCGCCGCGACGUGGAGAUCUCAUCGGCACAUUAUCCAACUCUGGUCAAAAUCCAAUCGGCACAGAAUACAACCUUUCCCUAGAAUACACACCAUCGUUUCAUUUCUCGAUACAUCUUAUACUGGGAGAUCUCCACUUGGGCAACGUGGCACCCGCGGCAUACAACCAAGCAGCCAAUACCGCACAGAGUCAAGAAAAGACCGUUCCCGAAUAUGACUUGGAAGGUCUUGAUCUAGGAGACGACGGUUUCGACCCUUCGGCAUCUGAGGCUACCUGGAAAUCACGUUACAUGAAACUGCGGGCACAGAUGCAAAAGAAAGAGCGUGCUUUGUCGCAUUACAAGCGAAAGAUUGUUGAAUCGGUUAUGGCGGACAUUUGA